AUGUCAACAACUACUGUCAUUACGGAGACUAUCGCUCCCCAGAACGUGGCCAUGCGCCUCGACGGACAGGAUCCGAAAUUUGGAGACUUCAGAGAUGACCUGGCGCGUGACGGAUUUGCCGUGGUAAAGGGCGCUAUCCCGAAAGAGCGCGCGCUCAAGUAUGCAGACGAGAUGUAUUCUUGGCUCGAGGGCUUCAACCUUGGCUUCAAACGAGAUGACCCAUCAACUGUCCACAAGGACAAGCUGCCGCUAAUCAGCGAAAAGGGCAUGUGCAUGCAUUAUGGUGUCGCGCACGAGAAAUUCGUCUGGGACGUCCGCAGCGAACCCGGCGUUGUCGACGCCUUCGAAAAGGUCUACAACGACAAAGAUCUCAUCGUCUCCUUUGACGCCAUCAACUUUGGCUUCCCCAACCGCACCGACCUCCCCCCGAACAAGCCCUGGCCCCACCAAGACCAAGACCCCUCCAAGCCCGGCUUCCGCUGCCUCCAAGGUCUCGUCAACCUGCUGCCCAACGGCCCCGAAGAUGGCGGUCUCAUUGUCUGCCGCGGUGCACACCUUCUAUCAGAGGAAUUCCACCGCGACAUGGCCGACGAAGAGCGCAUCCCUGCAUGGACGCCGGAGUGGUACGGGUACACCGAGAACGGGAUGAAGUGGCUCGCAGACCACGGCUGCGAAUGGGUGAAGGUCUGCGCUGAGCCAGGUGAUCUCCUUCUUUGGGACUCGCGCACGCCACACUACAACCUUAGCCCAAAGGGGUCGACGCCGCGAUUCUGUAUCUAUACAUGCUACAUGCCUGUUGCGGACGCGACACAGGAGGACCUUGUUAGGAAGAAGGAAGCAUUUGAGAAUUGGCUUGGCACGACGCACUGGCCGAAUGCGAGGCACACGGGAUCGAACGUUGCGAAGCGAGAUGGCAAGGAGUGCCCAUAUAACCGCUUCAAGCCUGUGCAGGAGCCUGUACUUGGGGAGCGGGCGUACAAGUUGACGGGCAUUCCCUAUCUGAAGAGCCAGGCGUGA
Aspergillus calidoustus is the source of this 1017-nucleotide messenger RNA. The record is from the annotation of a GenBank genome assembly. Lineage: Eukaryota; Fungi; Ascomycota; Eurotiomycetes; Eurotiales; Aspergillaceae.